Molecule: messenger RNA, 2130 nt
Organism: Salmo salar (Atlantic salmon)
Lineage: Eukaryota; Metazoa; Chordata; Actinopteri; Salmoniformes; Salmonidae
Source: RefSeq, a predicted model, not a curated record
GGGUGAUAUUGACGGAGCCCCAGAAGAGACUAAAAAGUUCUACAAAGAGUAUCCAACACUCAAGCAAGCAAAUGGGCACACAGACCCAACACCUACCUCACAGACUCAAUCAUCUGAAAAGGACUCAGGUUGCUGGGGCACUCAGCUGAACCGUAAGAGCAUAACGGUGGCUGCCCCCAAACUGACUCUGACAGCCAAGGACAGGGAGUCCUCGGCCCAGUACUUUGGCAUGAAGCUCAAGUCAAACCUGGACCUAGGAGCUCUAACAAAGCGACCAGGAGGAUGUUGAUGUCACAGAGAAGGAAGUGGUGAAGCAGAAACCAAGGGUUCCACAGGAGAACGUCCUAGGAGAGGUGGAUGAGGAAGAUGUCAAAGCUGCCAGGAACAGAGGGAGCAACACUAUGAGACCUAAUUGCAGCUCCAGUAGACAGUGCUGCUGCUGAUGAGGCGUCUGCGGUUGAGGAGGAGCCCUUUGAGCUGCCAACCUUGGAGGAGGUUGCCCGGGCAACAGGAACUCUGCGUUCCGAGCCUCUGGUGGCGCCCCCCAGUGUUAAAGAGGAGAAUGAGCGUCAGGGAGAGAAGCAGCAGGAGGAUGGUGAUGAGGUCUUGUUGAAUGUGAUCAGGCCAGACUACGAACGCCCUCCCCCUCCGCCCCCCAUGCAGCCCCUCUACCCCCUAGGGGAGGACGGCAAAGUGCAAGCGGCGUGUUCUGAAGUUUAUGAAGCACUCAGACUUUGGGUACAAGUCUUUCAGACCAGGGCAGGAACAGGCCAUCAUGAGAAUUCUAUCAGGUCUGUCCACUCUAGUGGUGCUCUCCACAGGCAUGGGGAAGUCUCUGUGCUACCAGCUGCCUGCCUACCUCUAUGUCCAGAGGUCCAACAGUAUCACUCUAGUGGUGUUCUCCACAGGCAUGAGGAAGUCUCUGUGCUACCAGCUGCCUGCCUACCUCUAUGUCCAGAGGUCCAACAGUAUCACUCUAGUGGUGUUCUCCACAGGCAUGUGGAAGUCUCUGUGCUACCAGCUGCCUGCCUACCUCUAUGUCCAGAGGUCCAACAGUAUCACUCUAGUGGUGCUCUCCACAGGCAUGGGGAAGUCUCUGUGCUACCAGCUGCCUGCCUACCUCUAUGUCCAGAGGUCCAACAGUAUCACUCUAGUGGUGCUCUCCACAGGCAUGUGGAAGUCUCUGUGCUACCAGCUGCCUGCCUACCUCUAUGUCCAGAGGUCCAACAGUAUCACUCUAGUGGUGCUCUCCACAGGCAUGGGGAAGUCUCUGUGCUACCAGCUGCCUGCCUACCUCUAUGUCCAGAGGUCCAACAGUAUCACUCUAGUGGUGCUCUCCACAGGCAUGAGGAAGUCUCUGUGCUACCAGCUGCCUGCCUACCUCUAUGCCCAGAGGUCCAACAGUAUCACUCUAGUGGUGCUCUCCACAGGCAUGGGGAAGUCUCUGUGCUACCAGCUGCCUGCCUACCUCUAUGCCCAGAGGUCCAACAGUAUCACUCUAGUGGUGUUCUCCACAGGCAUGGGGAAGUCUCUGUGCUACCAGCUGCCUGCCUACCUCUAUGCCCAGAGGUCCAACAGUAUCACUCUAGUGGGAUCACCACUGGUAUCUCUUAUGGAUGAUCAGCUAUCUGGACUCCCAUCCAAACUGAAAGCAGCUGCUAUUCACUCCAAUAUGUCUAAAAAACAGAGGGAGGCAGCCAUUGAAAAGGUUAAGGCAGGUGAGGUCCAUGUCCUGCUCCUGUCCCCUGAGGCGUUGGUAGGUGGAGGUCACUCUGGCUCUGGCUGUCUGCCCCCAGCUGACCAGCUCCCCCCGGUGGCCUUUGCCUGUAUUGACGAGGCCCACUGUGUCUGUGAUCCCACAACUUCAGGCCCAGCUACCUGCGUCUCUGCAAGUCUCCUAGGUGUUGAGGGACCGUCCAGGUCAUCUGCACACCGCUAGACGAUAUUAGCCUGCUGAGCUAAAGCCUGGGCAUUACUGUAGCUCAGGGAGCUAACGCCAGUCUUCAUGUCUCAGCCCUGGACAUCGCUCAACACCUGGACAUCACUGACCAGGACGGUAUCGCUGUCCGCUCAGCCGCAGUGCCUCACAACCUGCAGCUGUCUGUCUCCAUGGACCGAGACAAGGACCAG